Cricetulus griseus (Chinese hamster) is the source of this 4238-nucleotide messenger RNA. The record is from RefSeq and is a predicted model, not a curated record. NCBI's taxonomy places the organism in Eukaryota, Metazoa, Chordata, Mammalia, Rodentia, Cricetidae.
UCUGGGCUCCAGCGGUGAGUGAGCUGCGCCUGCUGCCCGUGCGGGGGCGGUCCUGGCGCUUCCCACGCAUCAUCCCUAGCCUCUGCAGCAGAACCCCCGAGCAGGGCAGUGUCGCCCCAUAUCUCCGCCCUGCUGCAGCGGCCUGCGUUACUGCCACGGUGCUGCGGCUGCAGAAGCUGCGGCAGCCUGGGGUGCAGCCUUUGCGCUGUGCGGACCGGGAGCAGGAGAUCUGGGCAGCGUCACCGCGGCCUAUCCGCGCUCCCUUCCGCAUCCCCGCCCCUCUUUCGCGCCUCCUCCGGGGCUGAGUGGAGUACGCCGCACACUGCGGCAGCUCUGGGUCCGGACUGCCCCUGGGAGGCACACCCACCUCUCCCGGCCGCACCCCUGCGCAGCAGCAUGUCCGCGCUUGAGUGGUACGCCCACAAGUCUCUGGGCGAUGGCAUCUUCUGGAUUCAAGAGCGCUUCUACGAGUCAGGCAACCGCGCCAACAUCUGGCUGGUGCGCGGCUCCGAGCAAGACGUGGUGAUCGACACGGGCCUGGGGCUGCGCAGCCUCCCGGAGUACCUCUACUCCUCCGGCCUCUUGCAGGACUGCGGGGCUAAGGAGGAUGCCGGGCGCCGGCCACUGCUGGCUGUGGCCACUCACGUGCACUUCGAUCACUCCGGCGGGCUCUACCAGUUCGACCAGGUGGCUGUGCACCGCGCUGAGGCCGAGGCCCUGGCUCGAGGGGACAACUUUGAGACCGUGACCUGGCUCUCUGACAGCGAGGUGGUGCGAGCCCCCAGCCCUGGCUGGAGGGCCAGGCAGUUCCGAGUGCAGGCAGUGCAGCCGACCCUCAUUCUGCAGGAUGGGGAUGUAAUCAACCUUGGCGACAGACAGCUGACUGUUAUGCACAUGCCAGGUCACUCCAGAGGCAGUAUUUGCUUACAUGACAAAGACCGGAAGGUUCUCUUCAGUGGUGAUGUGGUAUAUGAUGGAUCGCUGAUUGACUGGCUCCCGUACAGCAGGAUAAGUGACUAUGUCGGAACUUGUGAACGUCUCAUAGAGUUAGUGGACACAGGUCUUGUGGAGAAGGUGCUUCCUGGGCACUUCAAUACCUUUGGUGCUGAAAGGCUUUUUCGUUUAGCAUCUAACUAUAUUUCAAAAGCUGGAAUAUGCCACAAAGUAUCUACUUUUGCCAUGAGGUCUCUUGCAAGUUUAGCCCUCCGUGUAACAAAUUCUAGGACCUCACCCUAGUAUCUGUACUGAUCAUUUGCUGGCAUUAACUGUGUAGAUUAACCCAGUUCCCUUGUGUUGUUUAAAACGGUAACUAGUGAGCAUUUCAAAAAGUGCUUUUAUAUAAUCAUAUUGUAUAAUAGAGAAGAAGAGAAUCAAGAAUGAGGAAGCCAAAAAAAAAAAAAAAAAAGAAAGAAAAGAAAAGAAAAAAACAAGCAGUCUUUGCUUUGUAUGUUUUUUUGUUUCCCAAGGAAGAAGCCACUUAAAUGAGCUUGUAGUUGACCAGUGCUGUCAUUUCAGUGUUUGCUUUGGAAAUGCUGUGGGGUGAUGUAGGCAGCAAGGAUACACCCACUGCAGCACAAAGACCUGCCCUUGCUCCUCCUCAGUGUACUUCCCAGGAUGCCCAGGCGGACUCAAAUGCAGUUCUAUGCUUGCGCUUCAUACUUGGUUUUAUUUCUGUAUUUUAUGUAAAGAUAAAGUUUCUUAGAUUCAAAAACAAAGUAGACCUCAAUAUAAAUUUGCAUUUAGAAUGACAGCUAAAACAUCCCAUAUUUGUGAUACUGGAUUUUAUGCCUCCUUUUUUAUUUUUCUUAUUCUUUGUAUAAGACAUAACAUGCUAUAUAAUUUAAUGUAUGAACAGUGCAAUGAAUUUUUGUCUUAUUGCAAAGCUUUAAAUAUAAAUUGCAGAGUGCUUCAAUAAAACACUACUGUUUGUUAUUGUGUAAGUAAUAUUUUCAGUCAUGAAAGUGAAAUUCAAACGUGUGUAACCUAACUUCAGAUUGUCAGAUUUCUUAAAAGGACACUGUCAGGCAAAUUUGAAAAUAUACACAUUGAGAAUAAUAUUUUAUUAUAUCCUAUUUUAGUAUUAAUAGCUAUUAUAAACAAAAUUUUCUGAUUAAAUAGCAACUUCAGUAUUCUGUCAUGUUUCACAGUACCAAAACAAUUCCUGAUGUCUCUGACAUCUUAAUGUAAACUAUUGUUUUGAUUGAUACAACAUGUAUACAUACCACAGAAGGAUUUUUAAAUUAAUUGCAAUGUAUGUGUUAUGUAUUGAUAGAACAAAUGGCCUUCUUAUUAUCCUGAUUCACAACACCUGUCCCUGCUCAGUAUUCUUUGUCAUGAACAAAAACAAGUCUAUGUUUGUAUGUCAUAGAAAACAUGAAAACACUAUUCUGUGAUACUAGGUAAAGUAUUUGGGUUUGGUGCUUUUAAUAAUAAUUUAUCAAAAAGUCUUUUGAAGUAUUUCAUAAAAGUUUUUAAAACAGUUUACCACUACCUUUUUAUUAUUGACAUUUUAUUAUUGACAUUUUAUUAUUGAUAUUCUAGACCAAACAGAUCAACUUUUGGAAAUCAGAUUGUUUAAUAUUGGGAAAAAAUAGCAGUUCUUGUUUUGUGUCAAGUUAUGUAACUUUUUACCCUUCAAACACCCAGGUUAUUUAAUUUUUUUAUUCUUUCAGUAGGCACAUGUGUACAAGUGUGAGUGCACACACAUACACAUACAGGCAUACACACAGUCACACACAUACAUACACAGCACUGUGCUAAACAAUAUAGGGGGUUUGAAAGUGAGAAAAUACAUUAUAGCUGAAUGUUAAAGUCCACAACCCCCCCCAAAAUAAUAUAGGUAAGUUGAAGUUAAUAUAAAUGAUGCUUAAAUGUAAAGGAUAUAAGGAAGGGUGUGAAAUAGGGGAAGGGGAAAUGCCCUGGAAAGGGGGGUGGGGGUUGAGUCAGACUUGGAGAGAGGCUGGGGAAGACGUGAGCCUCAGGCUUCAAAAAUUGCUGAAUGGACUAGCCUAUUCUUCAUGACCAUAUAAAUUUAACUUUCUGAAAUCUCAUUUCUUCUAAGUACCUUGUAUUUAGCAUGACAAAGAUGGGUCUGUGAUAGUAUAUGUGAUUGUAUCUGUAUAUAUUCUUAGAGGCAGAUGUACUGAGCGAUCACAUUCCACCAUGUAAACCUUUGCUGAGAGUCAGAAAGGAGUCCAUGACUGGCUCAGAUAUACAUUGUCAUGAGUAGACUGUCUGUCAUGGUUCUUCAAGAUGGUGGGUCUGUUUCAACUGAUGACACAGUACUGAGAAAAGAGAUUGGUUCAGGGCAACUAUAAUCACUUAGUAAGCCUUAAAUAUAGCCAUUAUUUUUGUAUCAGCAGCACAAAAUAAAGCCAAAAGUCCUUAAUCAUUGACUGUUUUAUCAUAUUUUAGUAUUUGUUUAAGAUCAGGAGAGAGUAGGCAUUAAGUUUUAUUAGGAAAAAUUUAUUCCAGAUGAGAUAUUUCCCUAUUUAUUAAAAGUGCAAUUUUCAGUAUAAGUUGUUAUUUUUGUUGAUUUCCCCAAUCUUUCAAUUUUUUCAAUGGAAGAUUGUGAUAUUCCAGUAUUGUUGCCAUAUGGAAGUAAAUUCAUACUCAUUUAGUAUUCAUGAUACAUUUUAAAUUUGCAUCCUAGUUCUAGCACCAAGAGAUAAUUGACUAGUGUCAUAUACAACAUGGACUAGGAACAAAGCUAGUAACUGAACACAGGUUUGCCUGCUACCAAACUGUGCCCUCUCUUAAACCUGCACAAUCUAUAGAAUUGACCACAUAUAUUUUUUACUUUCCAACAUGUCAUAUAUGGGAAGAACAAAUCAAACAAUAUCAAAUCCUAAUAGCAUUUUUAGAAUAUAAAAAAGAUAUAUUUUCACCCUGACAGUGACCCUUGAUUUAUGAUUUUUGGAAAUAGACUAUUGUGAAUGUAACUCAAAGUUGUCAAAAUGUUAGACAUUUCAAAAAAAUUUUCUUAUUUAUAUUGCUAAUAAUGAACUCGUAGACUUUCACUUUCUUUGCUUAAUUAAUGUCUCCUUUUAAGUGAAAAGCUUAAAACAAACUGAAACCUUGUGUGCUAUGCUGAUGUAGUUGAAUAAAUGGUUAUGUAUAUUUGUUCUUAUAUGGAUAGUAAUAUGAAUGUGACAUGCACAAAUUGUCCUAUAAUUUUCCAAUAAGUAUAUGUAAACAUUGGUGUGAUAACUAUUAAAGUGGCCGUUUAUUUCAGUGUA